ACAAGAGAGUCCUGUGUUACCCUUACAGUUCUUGUAACGGUCACUACUCCUUUCUGUUUCAAAUAUCCAAAUAACCUCUUCACUUCUCACUUUGGCUACCUUACUAACAUUUUUCUCCAAUGAUCACUGAUCGGAAAACAGCGAACGUCCUGUCGGGCAAGACCGCUCGAGCCUGCGAUGGCUGUUCGAGGAAACGAGCUCGGUGGUUUUGUGCUGCUGAUGAUGCUUUUCUUUGCCAAUCCUGCGAUCUUUCGGUUCAUUCUGCGAACCUGUUAGCAAGCAGACACGAAAGGGUUCGGCUACAGACCGCUUCUUUUAAGAUUACUGGUUCGGACAAUGAACCUGCGUGGCAUCAAGGGUUCACUAGAAAGGCAAGAACUCCGAGGGGUAACGGUCAUAAAUCUUUUUCAGCACAUCAGCAACUUAUGAAGAAUGAAGAGAAAAUUAUGAAUAAUCCAGUACUCCCUCUUGUUCCUGAAAUUGAAGAAGAUGGUAAUAAUACGUCUGCGAACGAUGAUGAUGACGAUGGUGAUGAUGAUGAUCAAUUGCUUUAUCGGGUUCCGGUGUUUGAUCCUUUUUCUGCAGAGCUAUGUUCUGAUGAUAUGGUUGCUUCUGGUGAAGGAACCGGAAUCGGAAUGGGAAACGAAGAGGAGAAUAUUGUUUUUGAUGAUUUGGAUAAUUUACCAGUGUUUUUAUCUUCAGACAUGGAUCUUGCUGAUUUUGCUGCAGAUGUUGAGAAUUUACUUGGACUAGACGAUGAGGAUUCUCCUGAUUAUACUAAAGAUUUGGGUUUCUUGGAUUGCAAGGAAGAAGAUGAAGCUGAUGAUCAGAAGUUCUUUUUUAACGAUCAGGAAAAAGUAACGGUGAAGAUUAAAGAUGAGCAACAAGUUGAAGCAAUUAUGAGUACUGAUUGUGAUCAUUUAAAUGGAGCUUUUGAUAUGGAGAGAGACUCAUUGGAUUGGAGUUUCGAUUACGAGUCGCCGGUUAUGACAACGACUGAUGAGGCAGAAGAGGAGAAGAGAAUUAUGACUGUGGCAGUAAAUAGUGAAGAGAGAAAAGAAAUGAGAAGAAGUUCGAGUUUACUGAGGUUAAAUUAUGAGGGAGUUAUUGAUGCAUGGGCUAGCCAGGGCUCACCAUGGACUUCAGGAAGUAGACCACAAGUCAAUCCUGAUGAUUGCUGGCCUCAUUGCUUGGGUACAUGCACUAAAGAUGGACAUCAUUAUCACCCAAAUGGAGGCAUGGGAGGGCACACAGGAGGAGGAAAUAAUAGAGCAAGAGAAGAAAGAGUUCUAAGGUACAAAGAAAAGCGAAGAAACCGAUUAUUUUCGAAGAAGAUAAGGUACGAGGUGAGGAAAUUGAACGCAGAAAAAAGACCUAGAAUGAAAGGGAGAUUUGUUAAGAGGACAUCCUUCAUGGCAAAUGUUUUUCCUUACAUUAACAAAUAAAUCAUUGCCAUGAUAUAACAACCAGGUCGGAUCGGAGAGAAUUUCGUCGUCUUAACGAAUUCUAUCCGGCUCCAUCCAAAUCAGUCGAAACUACAUCAGACAGUAUGAUCUGUAUCAAAAAAAUAACUGCCAUGCUAUGACAUGUUUGCUAGCUUCUUUAUUGCUGCAAAAUGUAUCGCAUCAUUUGAAUUAAAAUGUAGGAUAAUUACUAAUUAUGUUCAAAUUAAUUUCAUUACUAUAUUUAGAAAUGGGCAAGUAACUAGGAGGUUACUUCUCUUUGUUUUUACUAUAUAUGUACAUCUUUGUCUUCCCCUCGGACAGUAUUGUAAUUAAUUCUCUUUGGCUGCAUGAGAAUGUGGUGAUUUUGUAACAAGACAAAUAUUUUUAAUAAAUUCCUUUGUUGUCA
Mercurialis annua (annual mercury) is the source of this 1851-nucleotide messenger RNA. Its product is annotated as zinc finger protein CONSTANS-LIKE 6. The transcript has 2 exons. Lineage: Eukaryota; Viridiplantae; Streptophyta; Magnoliopsida; Malpighiales; Euphorbiaceae. Gene Ontology annotation, molecular function: protein binding; zinc ion binding. The record is from RefSeq and is a predicted model, not a curated record. The coding region runs from base 120 to 1445 and encodes 441 amino acids. Gene Ontology annotation, biological process: regulation of DNA-templated transcription. Gene Ontology annotation, cellular component: nucleus.